UCAUGAGGUAUUUGAGGUGUGAAUGCUUAUUAACAUAUUUCUUGUUUCCAAGGGUGGGAGAGGUCUGCUGUGUGAAUUGGUCAUUACAAUGUGUGACAAGCUUGGUAGGAGCAUCCUGUGUUCAGUAUUUUGUCCAUUUGAGUACCUUGAAAAUGCUUUGCAUGCAUUUUUCAUGAUGAAAAAGGUUCUGGACAGCUUCGGGAACUGGGGAAAUGGAAGAGUUAAAAAAUUUUUUCAACUGCAAACACUUACAAACCGUUUUGUGUUUUAAACGCUCAUAAAAUCGACUGCUGAAUGCAAGUUUUCUG
Molecule: messenger RNA, 308 nt
Organism: Staurois parvus
Lineage: Eukaryota; Metazoa; Chordata; Amphibia; Anura; Ranidae
Source: the annotation of a GenBank genome assembly